ACUGCUAAACUAUUCGACACGCGAAAACCCGACUUUUUACCUCAGUUUUGUUGGAUUCGUCCCAAGGACCCAUUUUUUUGUUUUUUUGUACGUUUCUUGAACUUGUUAGUUUGUUGUCUGUGAAUUUGUGGCCUUCUCAAUGCAAUUGCACUUUGUAUUUUCACAUUUGCAAAACUCAUUCCGUGCUGGAAAGGCAAUGACAAGCGUUCCCAAUUGCAGAAGCGUUUUAGAAUUGAGUGCUGCUUUAUAUCAUCAAGGAUUCAUUAGCGCCAUUCAACGUGGUCAUCUUCAGGGACCUGACUUGGUGCCUACACCAACAACACGAGGCAACGUUGCUGAAAGGAGGCUAUGGUUGACUUUGAAGUAUUUUGAAGGGAAGCCUGUUAUGCAAUAUAUUCGAGGAGUAUCCAAGCCGAGUCGUAAAGUAUACAUGACCCCCAACGAACUAAUGAACUUUGCAAGAGGAAGAACAGUUAGCUUUGUUCACGGACUAGAGCCUGCCGAGAUGGCUAUUGUAGAAACAAAAAAAGGAAUCAUGGGAGUCGAGGACGCUAUUCGUGAACAGCUGGGCGGACGAGUAUUAUGCCGGGUAAAGUAAAAUCAAUCAUGGAAUAAAGAAAAAAAGCAACUGUGUUGCCCUUUCUUACUUUCUUUUUUUCCAAGUGGUCUCAUAUCAUGUUUAUUUCUUUAUGAGUUCUUAUGUGAAUUCUUCUUUGAUAUCUCUGAUAUUAUGGAAUUGAUCCGUUAAACUUUUCUAUAUAUUUUUCUUUGUACACAUCCCCUUUUACAAUACUCUCGACCAAACAUAAGACACUGCUUUGCUUUUAUAUUAUACUUCCUUGUAUCUACCUAAUUAUAAUGGAAGAGCAAUUUUGCAGUCCACUUCACUACGUUCUUUUUCUCUACAUGUCAGGUAACUUGUAUAACAGUUAAUUUGAAUAUUAUAUAAACGUUCGAUUAAACAGCCUUCCCCUUCAUGGUGCUACAGCAAUUCAAUAAAACUACUUCAACACUCA
This is a messenger RNA of Schizosaccharomyces cryophilus OY26, 1016 nucleotides long. RefSeq names its product ribosomal protein subunit S8. Lineage: Eukaryota; Fungi; Ascomycota; Schizosaccharomycetes; Schizosaccharomycetales; Schizosaccharomycetaceae. Gene Ontology annotation, biological process: translation. Bases 140 to 598 code for a protein of 152 amino acids. The record is from RefSeq and is a predicted model, not a curated record. The transcript has a single exon. Gene Ontology annotation, molecular function: structural constituent of ribosome. Gene Ontology annotation, cellular component: ribosome.